Messenger RNA from Labrus mixtus (cuckoo wrasse), 4109 nucleotides. RefSeq names its product symplekin (gene sympk). The coding region runs from base 232 to 3903 and encodes 1223 amino acids. NCBI's taxonomy places the organism in Eukaryota, Metazoa, Chordata, Actinopteri, Labriformes, Labridae. Gene Ontology annotation, cellular component: mRNA cleavage and polyadenylation specificity factor complex. The transcript has 27 exons. The record is from RefSeq and is a predicted model, not a curated record.
AGUAGAAGAAGAAGUGAUGCCGCUAAACAUGGUUGCUUCCCUGCAGGGCUAGUAAAAUCAUUUAGCUUAUAGAAUAUUUUACAGCUGCAACAUUAUUAAGUCAUUCAGAAUUGUAGCAAUACAUAACCGUGGCCACGACGAAAUAGAGAGUCUCUGUAGCUGUGUGUAAGAUUUAGAGUUUAAACUUUGAAGACCAUGUUGUUCACAUUGUGAAAGAAGCAGAACAGCAUCAUGGAUGUUUCUUCAGAGGAGGGGGACAGUGAAACCCCCCAUGUCAUCGACAUGACCACCAGUGAAAAGGUGGUUGAUCUUCUGAAUCAGGCUGCCUUGACACCCACGGAUGAAAAACUCACAGGGCUCAAACAGGUCCAGGAGCUCAUCCUAAACAAGGAUCCCUCUCUUCUUGACAACUUCUUGGAUGAGAUGAUCGCCUUUCAGACUGACAAGUCUAUCGAAGUGAGAAAAUAUGUCAUCGGCUUCAUAGAGGAAGCUUGUAAACGAGACAAUGAGCUCCUUCUCAGGCUGAUCGCCAACCUCAACAUGUUGCUGAAGGACGAAAGUGUGAAUGUGGUGAAGAAGGCGAUCCUCACACUCACCCAGCUCUACAAAGUUACUCUACAGUGGUUGGUGCGAUCCAAAGCGGUAUCAGAGAGGCAGGAGGCAUGCUGGGAUCUGGUCACACAGAUGAAAGGGGACGUUCUGGCCCUGCUGGACUCUGAAAACGACGGUGUACGCACUCAUGCCAUCAAGUUCACAGAAUCAUUAAUCAUCACUCUGUCACCGCGGACAUCAGACUCUGACGUCCCCAAACGGCAGGAGGGCGACAUCAGCCUGGACAAAGUUCCCAAAGAUCACUCAUACAUCCGCUACGAUGUUUUGUGCGAGGAGGGAAAGAAUGCACUGGAGAGGCUGCUCAAGUUCAUGGUGCACCCGGCCAUCACCAGCAUCAACCUCACCACAGCACUGGGCUCCCUGGCCACCAUCGCCCGCCAGAGGCCGAUGUUCAUGUCCGAGGUGGUGCAGGCAUAUGAGAUGCUGCAUGCAAACCUGCCUCCCACUCUGGCCAAGUCUCAGGUCAGCAGCGUGCGAAAGAAUCUGAAGCUGCACUUGGUGGCGGUCUUGAAGCACCCCUGCAGCCUGGAGUUUCAGGGUCAGAUUGGCACCCUGCUGCUGGACCUGGGGAUGCCGCAGAGUGAAAUAACCCGAUCAACACCUGCACCGCGUGAGCAGCGCAAGAGACCUCGCCAUGAACAAUACAAAGAGGGGAAAAAGGUCAAGAUGGAGCCAGCUCUGAUGGAAGAUGAUGAGGACAAAGAGGAGCCGGCCCCUCUCUCUGUCCCUAAACCAGCUGCUGUUCCAGUCGUUCAGUCCGCCAUCGACCUCACAGCCGAGUUCCUGCACCCACUGCUCAACCCAGAGAACGUCGCCAACCUGGUGCUCAUCAGCAUGGUGUACCUGCCUGAUGUCAUGCCAGCAUCCUUCCAGGCCACAUACACACCUGUAGAGUCAGCAGGCACCGACGCCCAAAUCAAACAUCUGGCCAGGCUCAUGGCAACGCAGAUGACUGCAGCUGGGAUUGGUCCAGGACUUGAGCAGUGCAAAGCCAGAGAGGACGAAGCAGGCAAAGAUGAGGGCAACGACGACGACGCCGCUGGUAAAGACCUCCUCAUCAAGCGCAAAAAUCCAGCUGCGAUGAUGGGACAGGCGAUCUCUGUGGUCGGGGGAUACCAAGAAAAGGUUACAUCCCCGGAGGCUCCUGUCACAGUCAAGAGGCUCCCCGAACCCAUCCUUCCUACGGCGCAAACAAAACUGCCAGGAGCGAGUGGGAGGAAAAAAGUGUUUCGACUGUCUGAUGUUGUCCAGCCGCUAUCGGACGCUCAGAUUGAAAUGUUGACCUCCAGAGCAGUGAAACGCAUCCUGAAUUCAGAGAAAGCAAUCACUCAGAGCGGCAUGUCUCAUGUCAGAGUGAAGCUCCUCUCCAGGCUUGUCACGCAGUUCGAAGGGAUGAUGAAAGAAGACGUGCUGGGAUUUAUUUUGGAUGACAUCAGGACGAGGAGCGACCUGGCCUUCUCUCUCCUCUACCAAGAGUACAACACUUACCUCAGCCAGCUGCCCACCGGGCUGCUGGACAGCUACGACCACUGUCUCUACACGCUGCUGUCAGGCCUGCAGGAGAAACCCGAGCAGAGAGACGGACUCUUCACCAAACUGGUCCUGGAGGCUCCCCUUAUAACAGAAUCAGCUUUGGAAGUAAUACGCCGUUACUGUGAGGACGAGUCUCGGGUGUAUCUGGGCAUGACGACUCUGAAGGAGCUCAUCGUCAAACGGCCCUCCAGGCAGUUUCAGUAUCUGCACGUACUUCUGGAUCUGAGCUCGCAUGAGAAAGAGAAGGUGCGGACCACUGCCUUGGCUUUUCUUAAGCGCAUGUACGAGAAGGACCAGCUCAGGGACUACAUCGAGAAGUUUGCUCUGAACUACAUGCAGCUUCUGGUCCAUCCCAACCCUCCGUCUCUGCUCUUUGGGGCCGACAAAGACACAGAGGUGGCCGCCCCCUGGACUGAAGAGACGGUGAGGCAGUGUUUGUUCCUCUACCUGUCCCUGCUGCCUCUGAACCACCGGCUGGUCCACGAGCUGGCUUCUGUCUACACCGAGGCCAUCGCUGACAUCAAGCGCAGCGUGCUACGAGCGAUAGAGCAGCCGAUCCGUGGGAUGGGGAUGAACUCUCCUGAGCUGCUGCUUUUGGUUGAAAACUGUCCUAAAGGGGCGGAGACGUUAGUCACUCGCUGUCUGCACAUUUUGACCGAUAAAGUGCCUCCGUCUCCUGAGCUGGUGGAGAGGGUGAGAGACCUUUACCACAAACGAGUGCCGGAUGUUCGCUUCCUCAUUCCAGUCAUAAAUGGCCUAGAAAAGAACGAAGUCAUCCAGGCUCUGCCCAAGCUGAUUAAACUCAACCCGAUAGUAGUGAAGGAGGUUUUCAACCGUCUAUUGGGCACUCAGCACAGUGAGGGCAGUUCAUCUGUGUCCCCUCUCACGCCAGGAGACCUGCUCAUUGCCUUACACAACAUCGACUCGACCAAAUGUGACAUGAAGUCCAUCAUCAAAGCCACCAACCUGUGCUUUGGAGAGAAGAACGUUUACACAUCAGAGGUUUUGGCCGUGGUGAUGCAGCAGCUGAUGGAGCAGAGUCCCCUCCCCAUGCUGUUAAUGCGUACCGUCAUCCAGUCCCUCACGAUGUACCCCCGUCUGGGAGGCUUCGUCAUGAACAUCCUGUCCCGUCUCAUCGUCAAGCAGGUGUGGAAGUAUCCUAAGGUGUGGGAGGGAUUUGUGAAAUGCUGCCAGAGGACGAAGCCUCAGUCGUUCAGCGUGCUCCUCCAGCUGCCUCCUGCACAGCUGACGAGCGUGUUUGAACGCUGCCCGGAGAUGAGAGAGCCUCUGCUGCAGCACGUCCACUCCUUCACACCUCAUCAGCAAGCUCACAUCCCUAACUCCAUCAUGUCGGUCCUGGAAGCAAAUAAAAAACCAGAACCGAAGCCUGUGGAGCCUGUCGUGGAGAAAGGGAUGGAACCAGAUCCUGUCCCAGUUCCAGUUGAGGAAGAGGUUCCCGUUGAAGCACUACAACGGCCGGAUACGCCAGUACAACAGCUCCCAGCAGUCAUGAAAGAGGAGGAGGAGCCGAUGGAGCAACAUGAGUCUGAUCCCGUGAUUCAGGAGGAAGCUGUCGACACUGUUCCAGAGGUGGAUCUGACACGAGCAGAGGCGACACCAUCACCUCAACCAGAGCCAGCAGAGGAAGCGAUGGAGACGUCUCAGCCUGAACCUUCAGACCUCCAUUUGCCGGAAAAAGAUGCUGAAGCCGAGACCCCAGAACCUGAGGCUGGAAGCGGGAGUGAAGAUGCAGAAUGAUACAUCGAAAAUAAAUGAACAUUUUUCUUUCCUUUGAAAACAUCUCACUGAUUUACUGUAUUUCAGAGAAAUAUCUUUCUUCUUUUUGUAUUUGUAGAAAACAGAUUUUGAAAAAAAUAAAUAAAACUAAUUCAAGGUAACUUGAUGUGUGGAGCAAUUCCAUUGAUGGUCAUUAGUUAGCAAAUAAAUAAAAAACAACAACAAAG